AUGUUAGCCGUGUGCCGUUUAAACCUGGCGACGUUUCGGGCCACUACAUUGACGGCUUCCAGGCUCGCAAAACGAUCCAUCGCAGUGACCUCGUUCAACAACUCUAGGCACUCUGCAUGUGUGUCCCGCACAACUACUAAAUCAACUGACCUUGAAAGGCUGCAACCCCUUGCUACUGGGACCCGUCACCGGUCACUUAGCUACGAUGUACAUGCACAGCGACUCUUUGAGAAUGAAGUUAAAAACUUUAAAUGGGAAGUACCAGAGUAUUUUAAUUUUGCCGUGGAUGUGGUGGACGCAUGGGCAGAGAAAGAAAAGACGAAUGAACGUGACACGAGCUUACCUGCAUUAUGGUGGGUCAACUCUAAAGGUGACGAACUGAAAUGGUCCUUUCAAGAUCUAAAGUCUUACACUACGAGAACUGCCAAGUUUCUACAUAAUGUUUGUGGAAUAAGGAAAGGCGACCGAGUUAUUGUAAUUCUGCACCGUGUUCCUGAAUGGUGGAUGGUUUGUCUUGGCUGUAAACGUAUUGGUGCAGUCGUAUCUCCAGGCUCACCACAGCUCACUGCCAAAGACAUCGCCUAUAGACUAGAUACAUCCAAAGCAACGACCAUAGUCACUGACAAAGAACAUGCAGUGAUGGCAGACCAGUAUAAAAACAAAGACGGUAUUCUAAAGAACAAAAUAUUUGUUUCAGACGAUAAAAUGGAAAGAGAUGGGUGGUUGUCAUUUGACAAAUUAUACAAGAAUUCAGACGAUGAUUUUGAGUCUAUACAAACAAAACACCAUGAUCACUCCAUGAUAUAUUUUACAAGUGGAACUACAGGAAAACCCAAAAUGGCCUUGCAUACACAUACAAGUUGGGGUAUUGGCCAUUACGUCACUGGAAAACAUUGGCUAAGUUUAACAAGUAAAGACGUGUUCUGGACUUUAUCCGACACUGGAUGGGCGUUGGGGGCGUAUGGAUAUUUAUUCUCUCCAUGGAUUAUGGGCGCAUGUGUAUUUGUUUACCAUGAACCACGAUUUGACCCUGUACAGACACUGAAGGUAUUAAGUAGCCAUCCAAUCACAGUGUUCUUAGCUGGACCCACGAUAUAUCGUAUGAUGUUACUUAACAGCCCCGAACAGUAUAAAUUUCCGUAUUUGCGGAGAUGUGUCAGUGGGGGAGAGUCUGUGAACCCAGACCUCGUUCUUUCUUGGAAAAAAGCAACUGGGUGCAGUGUAUACGAAGGCUGGGGACAAACAGAAACGGUAUUGUUGCUUGGAACGUUUCCUGGCGUAAAACAGCGUCUCGGGUGGAUUGGAAAAGCUGUGCCAGGAUUUGAUAUUAGAAUUGUGGAUGAAAAUGGCGUAGAACAACCAAAUGGUACUGAGGGAAUUAUUGGAGUCAAAGUUUUCCCAGAUAGACCAGUUGGACUCUUUGCUGGAUAUCUGGAUAACGAAGCCAGAAACAAGGCUGCUUUCUGUGGUGAUUACUAUCUCACUGGUGACAGAGGUAUAAAAGAUGACGAAGGUUAUUUCCGGUUUAUCUCACGUGAUGAUGACAUCAUUUCCUCAGCAGGCUAUCGUAUUGGUCCCACUGAGGUGGAGAACGCCCUCUUUGAGCAUCCAGCUGUCGCUGAAUCAGCAGCUGUCAGUAGCCCGGAUGAAGUCAGAGGAGGGGUUGUCAAAGCAUUUGUUGUACUCAAAGAAGAAUAUAAAGACCACGAUAAAGAUGACCUGAUAAAAGAAUUACAGGAACAUACAAAGAAAAUCACUGCGCCGUAUAAAUAUCCACGAAAGAUCGAAUUUAUUGAAGAACUUCCUAAAACUGUUAGCAACAAAAUACAACGUUUCACUCUCCGUAAUCAAGAGUGGAAUAAAGAAUGAACUGAGAUUUACUGUGAUCUAGCGAACAAUAUUCUAAGGACAAUACAGCUGUGCUGCAAGCAACGUUUCGUCAAUUGGCGACAGUGUUCGAACACGAGGUGUAUGCAACAUAUUAUAAACCAAAGUGUUGAUAACAUGUGAACUUAGUGCGUAGGUUCAGAAAAUAGAGGUAUUAUAUAUAUAUCGUGUUUUUUUCAGAGAAUGAAAACAAACAAAUAGUCUAACAAACUAUAACCGUUAUUAUCGUCUAAUGUACUUAAAGCGGGGAGUCGUCGCCUGCGCAUGCGUCAGAUGGCCAUAGUGUGUCAUUGUUUACAAACAAGCGUCUACCCAUGAGCCUUUGCGUUUUUAGCGUGUGUUAUCGUCGCUUGGGACUUAAUUCCCGCGCGUGCGCAGGUGACGACUCUCCCG
Messenger RNA from Saccoglossus kowalevskii, 2280 nucleotides. Its product is annotated as acyl-coenzyme A synthetase ACSM3, mitochondrial-like. Gene Ontology annotation, cellular component: mitochondrial matrix. NCBI's taxonomy places the organism in Eukaryota, Metazoa, Hemichordata, Enteropneusta, Harrimaniidae. Gene Ontology annotation, biological process: fatty acid biosynthetic process; acyl-CoA metabolic process. The record is from RefSeq and is a predicted model, not a curated record. Gene Ontology annotation, molecular function: fatty-acyl-CoA synthase activity; fatty acid ligase activity.